AUGACAAGAACCAGGAGCGAGGCUGAAUUCGAGAGGCACAGCAAAGAGGUUCGCAAGAGACAUCCUUGGGUGAUGCAGCUUUUGGAUUCUGUCCUAAUCUUGAACAAAAGGACUGGCUCUGGCGGUCCCGGGACUGCUCUCCAACAGCCGGCCCCAGCCCCGAAUCCUAGUCCCAAUAAGGGACCAAGAACGAUGCCUCGUGCAUCAACUCACCAUUCAUCUAUGCCAGGGCCUGCUACAUCCAGACACCCGGCUCCUGUACAACUGAGACCCAGCAGCAAUCGAGGACAGUCUUCCAGCAGAGCCCGCGCUACUCAAAAACCCCAUCAGUCUCAAGCCACCUCUAACCUGGUCAGCCCGAAUACUAAAGCGCUGCGUGCAACUAGUGAGUCACGGAACGCGCAAAGCAACCGUGAUACGAACAACUUGACUACUCACAGAGUUGGUCAGACUCUGGCAGAAAUCCCUGAUUCUAACAAUACAGGGGUUUGGCGGAGCACAAUGACCCUCGAUGAUGCACAGGGACGGACUCGUGCCCCUCAAACCAAAGUCCCAAACAAUAUGAAACGAAAGCUUACAAAAUUGUCCAAGCGGCAGGAAAAUGGAGCUAUGGUUUGGAACCGGCGUUGGAUGGAGUUCCGGUUCCCUAUGCAAAGACUGCCACUUUUUGACGAUAUAACAAACUCAUAUUUGAGACUUUUCGAGAAAGUUGAGACGAAUGUCCAGAAGUGGGGAAGCAUCUACAAAAACCCAAGUUUUCGCCGCGAAAUAGAAGGCGCGCGGGACUUCCACACCACUACAGAGGACGAAAAGACAAAAAAAGCGAGACUGCGACAAUUUCCCGAAACAUUCCAGAAAGAUCUUCAUGAGCUCAGAGUUUCGGAGGACAAGGUCUUUGUCUUGACAGAUCUUGCUCUUGUGACAACCACUUCCGGAUGGAACAAGCGUCUCAUAGUUCCGCGGCCUAAGACUGUAAAUGGUCGACGUUUAGAGCCCCGGAAAGUGGCUUCGGUCAUAUGUUGCGUUCCCCAUGUCGGGGAACCUUUGCCGCCGUGGAUCACUUUCAAAGUGGACCGAAUCAAACAAUUGCAAGACAACUUUGAUGGCACUCCUGUUUGCUUCACUCUGGAUGGAUGGGUUGAGCCUUUCCAUCUUUUGGACUGGGUCAACCUUAUCUUUGAUCCCAAGACUAACCCUACAGGAGCGACGGGCAAAAUCGCUCCCCGCCGAUUGCUUUUACUUGAUGGGUACAAGUUCCCCAUCAAUCCUGAUUUUUUCAUCACUUGUUGGUUGAAAAACAUAUUUUGUGUGUGUAUUGCUCGUCAUGGGGGUCAAUACUUCAAUCCUUUGAACCAUGGCAUGUUCCAACGUAUCAGUGACUUGUACGCGGACUGGAUCAUGUCCCAAGUCGAGGAUGAAGCCGAUGAAACACAUGAGUUUAAGGCCGACCCCCGAGAAUUCGCCGCAACUAUUCGGAGAAUCAUGGCCCAUUCAACUGUGAAGAAAGAGAUUGCAGUGGGCUGGGAACGGACAUGCUUGUUUCGGAGCGAGGAUAAGCAGGCCAUCCGCAACUUGAUUGAUGGAGAGGUUGUGCCCGAGUCCAGCGGCUCAAGCACUUCUGUGAGAGCCAGGCUAAGACCGAGACCGGAAACUCCUCCCCAAGGAAUGGCGGUGAAUUUGAUUUCACCCGAGCCCUCGACACAGAGGACACAAGAGUCGGGUCCUUGUUCGCCGCUGGCCCAAAAAGGACCUGUGCAAAAUGACGAUGACGGACUCGACGGAUUUAUCUCAGAGGACACGUAUAAUUCGCAGAGUGAAGAGUACGUACCUUCUCGAGAGUGUGGUUUUGAGUCAGCAGAAGACUUCCCUUGUGAUGACUUCCUGCUGGACGGCUUUUCAGAGUUUUUCCACGGUGAAGAAGAUGAGACAGUAACAAGGGAUGCCGAGGCUUCGUCCGACACAGUUGAGCCUCUAAAUUUGCAAAUACCCGAGCUGGCAAUGACCCCAGAGUCCAAUAAUGUGAUUGUUGACGAGGACCGGUUGGGUGUCACUACAGAUGACUGUUCCAGACAUCCGACCAGCCCGGUAAUGGACUCUAGCGACCACGACGCUGCCAUCCUGAGUGAUGAAGAUGAGGAAGACUCGCAGUGGUGCCGAGGCCAGAAAAGGAAAAUGCUUGAAAGACUUAACAGUAUUAUUGACGCAACUUCGCCGGAGUCGAAAAGAAGGUGCAAGAGAAAAGUCAUGGAGACAUACAAGGAAAUGGUUGCAGCAUAUGGUACACUCCACCGUGUCCUAGCUGCCAAAUCUGUUUACUCUGGCAGUGACACCCAAGACCCACUGCCACUACCUCCAGUCUCAAGAUCCGACAAGGAUCACUCCGAACGAGAGGACGAGCAUACUGAGAGCAUUGCCCAUCAAGCCACAGGUGCUGAGGUCACCUCUCAAGCCGAAGAUCACGGCCAAGCUCAAGCCGAUGGACCUGAGAAUGGUGAUGGUCAGGCGAAUGAUCAAUUUGAUCAGGUGCAAUUCGAGCUGCAAACGCGAGACGAAGAACGGCGUCGCAAAAAGCGUGAAAAGCGGAAACUCAAGCACAAGCAGCAAAAGGAGCGCCGGGAAGCAGAAAAAAGACAAGAACAUAACGCCCGCAUAUUAGAAGUGGAGAGGGUGUUGGAGCAGGAAAGGAAGAAGGUCAAAGAAAGAGAGGAGCCUCUGAGACUCUUGAAGGACGAGCAGAAGGAGAACUCUCAGGCUCAAUCGAGUCGACGCUACAAAAGCAAAGGUCGGAAGGGCUCUUCUCCCGAAAGGACCAAAAAGCUUCAACAGGACAAGAAUUGGUUCCAGCCAAGGCAACAAUGGCAAACCAAGCUCACUCCCUCCUCAAGCGGUUGA
Molecule: messenger RNA, 2892 nt
Organism: Penicillium cataractarum
Lineage: Eukaryota; Fungi; Ascomycota; Eurotiomycetes; Eurotiales; Aspergillaceae
Exons: 1
Coding region: 1-2892 (963 amino acids)
Molecular function (GO): nucleic acid binding
Source: RefSeq, a predicted model, not a curated record